Molecule: messenger RNA, 2574 nt
Organism: Nerophis lumbriciformis (worm pipefish)
Lineage: Eukaryota; Metazoa; Chordata; Actinopteri; Syngnathiformes; Syngnathidae
Gene: pou6f1
Product: POU class 6 homeobox 1
Biological process (GO): regulation of transcription by RNA polymerase II
Molecular function (GO): RNA polymerase II cis-regulatory region sequence-specific DNA binding; DNA-binding transcription factor activity, RNA polymerase II-specific
Source: RefSeq, a predicted model, not a curated record
GUUGCCUUCGCGGCGAGGCCAGACCCCCACAAAACAAGCCCUCCUUCCUUCUUACCCAUGCAAAUGCUUUUGUGUGCGCAGCCACUGCGCCUGUCUGGGAGCUGAGAUGAAUUUUUAAUUAGGUGUGCCCGACACAAACUGUCACACUGGAGCUUCCUUUCCGCGGGGCUUCUUCACCUGGGAGAGUGACUGGAGGAUUUUCUUCGGGAGCCAUGAAGUCCCAGGACCUUCCGGCCAGAGAUGCCCCGCCGCUUACCGUCAACGAGCAGGUCAUCGUGAUGCCUGGUCAGGAGACGAUACGCGUGCUGGAGGUGGGAGUCGACGCCUCUUCUUCGUUGGUACCGGAAGGGAAGAGGAUUGAGGGCGAAGCAGUGAAGGGAGGGGCUCGACCCGACGGUAACCGGCCACCAGGCGAGCAGGCUGGACCCACGCAGCAGGCGGCGCCCGCGGCGGAUCCGCCCCCUGCCCCGCCCCCUGCUGCCCAGACGGCCACUCCCAUCAGCAUAUCCCUGCCGCAGCAUCCGGCGGCCGCCGUCACUCUGCAAGGUUGUCCGCAGGUUCUGUCCCAGGAGAGUUUGGCCUCUCUGAUGACGGCUGGCAUGUUGGCCCAAACCAGCUCCCUGAGCCAGCCCUUGCUCAUUCCCAUCAGCAUGGCGGGAUCCAUCGGCGGCCAGGGAGGCCUCGCCGUCCUCACCCUGCCGACGACCAGCGUGGCCAAUCUGUCCGGACUCGCCGCCGCCACCACGCAGCACGGAAGCCUCCUCAAGCUGCCUUUUGCUGGCCUUCAAGCUGCCACAGUUUUGAACUCAGUCCAGCCUCAGCUCCAGACCAGCACACAGGCGCUGUUCCAGUCUCCGGCAGCUUCCAUACAGACCGCCUUCCAGCAGUCCCAGCCCGCCUCGCUCGCCAACUCCCACGGCGAAUGUGCGGCUCAAGCCACGCCGGCAACGGUCGCCGCCUCCCAGGCUAACCUAUCUGUGGCGGCGCUCCAGACGGCGGGGCUCUCCAUCAACCCUGCACUUAUCAACGCUGCCUCGCUCGGAGCGCAGACUCAAUUCCUCAGUUCGCUCACCUCCACUCCCAUCUUCACCAGCGCCAUGUCCAACAUGGCCGGCAUCACCAGCCAGAUCCUGACCACGGCACAGGGACAGGUGAUCGGAACGCUCCCCCUGCUGGUGAACCCGGCCUCCCUGGCCGCGGGGGCCACGCCCACUUUGCCCCUCCAUGGUCUGCAGGUUCAGACCGUCACCCCCCAGCUGCUCCUAAACACGCAGGGCCAGAUCUUCGCCGCGGUGGGGAACAGCCUCACGGCCUCGGCGGGGGUCCUGCCCAAAGCUGCCGCCCCGCCAGCGGCUACUAAACCCCAGCUAGAGGCGCCACUUUCGCAGCAGAUCUUUACAAAGAUCGUGCCCGAUUUGUCGGGUUUGAUGCAACCGCAGGCCACGGCUGCCUGCCAGUCGCCCGUCAUCAUCGCCCCGCAGCCGUCGGCGCUCAAGAGCGCCGCCACGCCGUCCUCCGCGGCCCCGGUGACCUGUGCCGACAUGGCCAAAGCGGGCCAGCUGGUCAGCAAGCCCCACCAGGCCGCCAGCAGCGACGAGGGCAUCAAUCUGGAGGAAAUACGAGAGUUCGCCAAGAACUUCAAGAUCCGUCGACUGUCGCUGGGGCUGACGCAGACGCAAGUGGGACAGGCUCUGACCGCCACCGAGGGCCCCGCCUACAGCCAGUCGGCCAUUUGCAGGUUUGAAAAGCUGGACAUCACCCCAAAGAGCGCCCAGAAGCUGAAGCCGGUACUGGAGAAGUGGUUGGCCGAGGCCGAGCACUGGAACCUGAAGGGCCAACAGAACCUGAUGGAGUUCGUCGGCGGCGAGCCGUCCAAAAAGCGCAAGCGGCGCACCAGCUUCACGCCUCAGGCCAUAGAGGUGCUGAACUCCUACUUCGAGAAGAACUCCCUGCCGACGGGCCAGGAGAUCACAGAGAUCGCCAAGGAGCUCAACUACGACCGGGAGGUGGUGCGCGUUUGGUUCUGCAACCGGCGACAGACGCUGAAAAACACCAGCAAGAUUAACAUUUUCCAGGCGCAGUAGAAGGAAACUUUUGUUUGUAAAUACCAGGAAAAAACAAGGAAGUUAGUACUAAUACAGGAAUCAAUGCAAGAACUGAAGGCAUUUGCUGCCAGUACACUUUAAUACUGUGUACUUACUUCCUUACAGUGUCCCAAGUCCCUUACGGUUGUUGCGCACUUAACCCUGGAAAAAGUGUGGUUAACCCCCUCCCACCCUUUUGCGCUACCGAGCCAGGAUGGCGACCAUUGAGGGUGGUAAGUGCCCGUCACUGCUCUCUCACCAUCUCAACCGUUCUACAAGUACUCGGUCCGUCUGUACUUCUCACUUAUGCACAAAAAGGACUACAGCGGUGUCUCGAAAGGACUACUGCAGGAUCCAGUGUACUUGGUCCCUGAGUGCGCACAUUCUCUAAGUCGUGUUCUUUUUUCGUUUGGAAAAGUUUGGUAGUCCCUUGUCGUCGACUAUGUCGCCCAGAUGGCGACUGUUACGGGUGGUGAGCGUUCAUCGCUGU